AUGCCGUGGAUCGCAGGCGUAGCUGGUGGGCUGCAGUUCUUCCUCAUGGUUGGCUUCUGCUGCCUUUGUACCACAAUCACGACAUUGAGCAUGUCUGCAAUCGCAACCAACGGUAAAGUGCCUGCAGGCGGUUCCUACUUCAUGAUAUCACGCUCAAUUGGUCCGGAGUUCGGUGGAGCAGUUGGAAUUCUCUUCUAUCUCGGCACUUCAAUGGCGGCCGCGAUGUACCUGGUUGGCUCCGUCGAGGUGUUUCUGAAAUACGUAUGCCCAGAGGCUUCUCUCUUCGGCGACAUCAGCAACAGCGCGUCGCUAUUCAACAACACCCGAGUGUACGGAACCAUCUUAACCUUCCUCGUAAUGAUUUGCGUCUUCAUUGGGAUCCGGUUUGUCAGCAAGUUCUCCGUCCUCAGUCUCGUUGCUGUCCUCCUCUCAAUAUUCUGCAUCUACAUUGGCAUUUUCACUGCAAGUCCUGCUAGGAGUCCAUAUGUUUGUGCUCUGGGCGGUCGACUGAUCGCCAAAUCGAAGAUUAUGGAAAACGGAACCCUUCAGUGCCACAAGAAUAUCACCGGUCCGCUUUACGAGUUCUAUUGUGGCCAAAACGUUACUUCGGAUGCUUGUGCAUUUUUUAAUUCCAACAACGUCACAGAAUUCCCUGCUAUUCCUGGCCUUAGCUCAAACAUGUUCUAUGAAAAUGUGCUUUCUUCGUUCUACCGGGAGGCCGGUGAGCCAUACGACGACAUUCCUUUUAAACCCAGUGCCGCCUAUGGUCAGGCUUCCGCAAUCGCUGACAUUACCACAAGCUUUACUAUCCUAUUGGCCAUCUUCUUCCCUUCAGUCACGGGUCUCAUGGCUGGGUCCAACCGGUCCGGUGACCUUGCCAACCCUCAAUUCUCCAUUCCCGUGGGAACUUUAUGCGCCGUUAUGGUUACCAGCUUAGUCUCAGACACACUUAUAGAUCUUUCAACUACUUUGUUCUUUCCCGCGGUGGCCGAUGGUCGUGUUUUGCGAGACAAGUUUGGAGAGUCCAUGGGCGGUGAGAUGCUGGUGGCCGCGCUCGCCUGGCCUCAUUUUUGGGUCAUAAGGAUCGGCACCCUCCUGGCUAGCGUUGGAGCAGGACUGCAGUGUCUUACAGGAGCCCCACGGUUGUUGCAGGCGAUCGCUCAAGACGAAGUCAUUUCCUUCUUGUCAGUUUUCAAAGUUGUCACAAAACGUGGUGAACCCUUGCGUGCCCAGUUGCUCACGUACGCCAUUGGCCAGAGCGCCGUUCUCAUCGCGUCUAUCGACGCGAUCACUCCACUCAUCACCAUGUUCUUCCUUCUUUGUUAUGGGUUCGUUAAUUUGGCAACAGCUUUGAAUGACUACCUAAAGGAACCCAAUUGGAGACCCCGGUUUAAAUACCACCAUUGGUUUUUGUCAAGCAUUGGUGUCUGCUUGUGUCUCAUUCUGAUGUUCAUAUCCAGCUGGUACUAUGCGCUUGCAGCCCUAGCUCUCGCUGGAGGUAUCUACAAAUACAUUGAAUAUAAGGGAGCCUCAAAAGAAUGGGGUGAUGCCACUCGAGGGUUGAAGUUUACGACAGCAACUCGCGCUAUUUUGGCCCUGGGCACAAAGCCUAUUCACACGAAAAACUGGCGACCCCAAUUGCUUGUCUACGUUCCAGUGAAAAACGACCUUUCCGUGGGCGAAAUCAACUUACUUCAUCUUGUUAGGCAACUCAAAGCUGGAAAAGGCUUAACUCUCGUAACUUCUAUUCUUGAGGGUGAUAUUUGCGAAAGGAAAGAUCAUGUUGCGUUUGUAAAGACCCAACUAGAUGAACAGCUGCUCAAGUGCCGAGUAAAGGGUCUUGCAAGCGUGAUCGUUGCCCAGUCGGUUGGAGAGGGCAUGAAAAACAUGACGGCGGAGGCCUGCAGUUUGGCGGUUCUGAUGCCCCGAUUCAUCGAAGGCUUCCCUCAGUCGAAAGAUGCUCCACUAACGGGCACUGUCGAUCUCUGGUUUAUUGUUCACGACGGGGGUAUCCUGCUCCUCAUAGCCUAUCUUCUGCUGCGUAACCGCGUCUGGUGCAAGUGCCGUCUGCGUGUUUUCGUGGUCACAGGCGAACCGGAUACGCAGGGAGUGCUCAAAAAAGUCAUGACAAGAUUUGUUUAUGACCUCCGCAUUUCAGCCGAAGUAGAAAUCGUUGAAAUGUCAAAAACGGACAUUUCUGCUUACGCCGCCCAACGCACAGUAGCAGCUGAUCAGAGAAGGGAACUCCUCAAAGAACUAAAAGUUCAGGAGGUGGCGGCAAAGAGUGACCUACAGACGGUCAUUGACGAGCACUACGUGGGGGUGCGUGACUCCUGCCUGGCUGCAGACGGAGACGCGACUGCCGCUCCCCCGAAGACAUCAAAGAAGACCUCCAUCUUCAAGGCCUUCAUUUCAGGACCCCCACAAGACACACCCAAUUUCAUCUCCUCGAAUGAGCGCAGGGAGUCCAAGGGCAAAGGAGACUCUCAUCUGCUCUCUCCGCUAGCGGCACUCAAGAAGCAACAUCCAGCGACUAAGGAUGAGGAACUUACAUCCACUGCCGAGGCCGAAAAAAAUAUGAACCAGCUCAGUGUGACCUUUGACGACGGAUCGGAAGGCCUCAGGAAGAGUGCCUGUGAAGAGGAUGGUUUGUCCUCUCCGUCCCCAUCAGAGAACAACGCCUCGGUGAAUCAGCGCCUCAACGAGUUUACAUUCUCUCCGGGCGCUUUGCGACCUGGAUUUGCCUCUGGUGAGGAAGAUCUCAACCAAAAUGACGCACAGGCCAUCCAUGACAAAAAGAGGUCAUCACCGCGGCGUCUGCACAGCGCAAAGCGCCUAAACGAGUUGAUUGUGGAGCGCUCGGCUGAGGCAGCUGCCGUUCUCAUCAAUUUGCCUGCGCUUCCCAAGAGCCAGGGCUCCGAGUUCUACUACAUGGAGUACGUCGAAACCCUCACCGAUGGCUUGAAACGCAUCAUCCUGAUACGGGGUUCAGGUCGAGAAGUUAUUACAGCAUUUGCCGAGUAG
This is a messenger RNA of Mesocestoides corti, 3024 nucleotides long. The record is from the annotation of a GenBank genome assembly. Lineage: Eukaryota; Metazoa; Platyhelminthes; Cestoda; Cyclophyllidea; Mesocestoididae.